This is a messenger RNA of Solanum lycopersicum (tomato), 1131 nucleotides long. RefSeq names its product complex1_LYR-like protein. Lineage: Eukaryota; Viridiplantae; Streptophyta; Magnoliopsida; Solanales; Solanaceae. The record is from RefSeq and is marked validated. Gene Ontology annotation, biological process: mitochondrial respiratory chain complex III assembly.
GCUAAUUGCCCAAAGUAUUGUUGUGCAUUCUCUCUUUUCCACUCACUAAUUUGCAGAUACCUACAACAGUCAAGUCGAGGUUUCAGAUGAAUGCUAAUAUUCGAAAGUUCCGAAAUCUUUCAACUGCUUUGGAUCAUAGUUUCAAGUCAAGAUGGCUCUUGCAUCACUAUUGCCUCCUGCACCAUGGUCCAGACACUAUGGAGGAACUAUUGGAUAGACAUGUGGUCAAAAAGGAGAAGAACCUUGAUGAUGACGAGAACGAGCUCCUAAAUAGACAACGACUCACUAGCAGUCGACGCGAGGCUCUAAGUCUCUACCGAGAUGUCAUCCGCGCAACCCGCUUCUUCAUGUGGGCCAACUCUCAAGGCAUUCCCUGGCGGGAUGUUCUUAGAGAAAAUGUCCGAAAAGAGUUCGAGGAGGCACAAUUUGAGAGAGAUCCAGAGGUCAUCACCAGGUUGCUUAUUGGAGGUCGGGAUGCUCUGGAAGCUGCUUUGGAUAAACUUGCUGAGAAACAAAAGCAAGAAAUUGAAAAGCAACGCGGCAAUUCAAAUGCUCCUUGAUAUUCUGGUGUUAUGAAAUGUAUAGUGAUAGUUCAAGAACCAUAACAAGUGAAUCUCUUCUGCCAACCCAAAUUCUCCAAGCGUAACUCGCUUCCCAGUUCCCACCACUCUGAAUGAACACAUUGUCGUGAUGUCUCGAUGGACGAUCUUAGGGCUCUGACAAUGAAGAAAGUUCAAACCUUCCAGACUCUGCCUGCCUCUGACAAUGAAGAAAAUUCAAAUCUUCAAGAAUCUUCCUGCCCCAAUUUUUGUUACUCGCCAAAUCAAUAGCAACGCCAUUAUCGUACUUUGACCAAUACUUUUUCAAGCUGCCUGAGGGGAAUGACUCUGUGAUCAUGUAGAGAGUUUUGGACUUGGGACCGAACUAAUAAGAGAAGCAUUUCAUAACCUUUUCAUGGUUAAACAACUUCAACAGAAUAGCUUCAGCGAAGAAUUUGUCAGUUUCUUUUUUUAAUGCUUCAUCAUAUUCUCUGCAAAAAACAUUUGUUUCCCACUCAAUUUCAAUUUCCUCUCGUGGGAUUUCACACAAUAUGUUGUUGUAGUAGUUAUACCAAUGUACACUUCUUUGGAA